AUGGCUACUUUGAUGGACGAGGCCAUGGAGAGCUACGCUUACCCCUCGUACAACCCCUACUCCUACCGCUACCAGCCGCCCAAGAGCAAAGGCGGGCAGGGCGCCUGGCGGCAGCGGAGCAGCUACCUGUCCGGCUACAGCGAAGCGGUGGCGGCGGCGGCGGCGGCCGAGUACUUCGACAACUACCAGCGGGCGCAGCUGAAGGCCAUCCUGUCCCAGGUCAACCCCAACCUGACGCCGCGGUUGCGCAAGGCCAACACCAAGGAGGUGGGCGUCCAGGUCAACCCGCGCCAGGACGCCUCGGUGCAGUGCUCGCUCGGGUCGCGGCCGCUGCUCUUUCGCUCCCGGGCCCGCGGCGGCGGCGGAGGAGGAGGCGGCGAGCAGGAGCAAGGCUGCCCGGUCAGCGGCGCCCCGCGCUCCGUGCGCUUCCCCCGCACCAUCGCCGUCUACUCGCCGGUGGCCUCCCGCCGCCUGACCACCUUCUUGGAGGAAGCCGAGCGGCGGGAGCCGUCGACGCUCGCCGCCGGUCCGCCGCCGGGCUUCGAAGGGGACGCCGCCGUCGUUGCCGCCGCCGUCUGGCCCAAAGCCGAGAAAGAGAGCGGCGCCGAGUGCCAGGAGCGCAAGAAGAAGUCGGCCUCGGAGGAGGAGGAGGCCGAGCCGAACAAGGCCCGCGUGCGCUUCCAGUUCCUAGAGCAGAAGUAUGGCUAUUACCACUGCAAGGACUGCAAUAUCCGAUGGGAGAGUGCCUAUGUCUGGUGCGUACAGGGCACAAACAAGGUUUACUUUAGACAGUUCUGUCGAACUUGCCAGAAGUCUUACAACCCGUACCGUGUGGAGGAUAUUACCUGCCAAAGCUGCAAGCAGACCAGAUGUUCCUGCCCAGUGAAGCUGCGCCACGUGGAUCCCAAGAGACCUCAUCGUCAAGAUCUUUGCGGAAGAUGCAAAGGCAAACGCCUUUCUUGCGAUAGUACCUUUAGCUUCAAAUAUAUUAUUUAA
Molecule: messenger RNA, 996 nt
Organism: Protobothrops mucrosquamatus (brown spotted pit viper)
Lineage: Eukaryota; Metazoa; Chordata; Lepidosauria; Squamata; Viperidae
Gene: ZAR1
Product: zygote arrest 1
Exons: 5
Coding region: 1-996 (331 amino acids)
Biological process (GO): translation
Cellular component (GO): cytoplasm
Molecular function (GO): mRNA base-pairing post-transcriptional repressor activity
Source: RefSeq, a predicted model, not a curated record